Penicillium samsonianum is the source of this 1698-nucleotide messenger RNA. RefSeq names its product putative SIR2 family histone deacetylase (Hst4). The coding region runs from base 1 to 1698 and encodes 565 amino acids. Gene Ontology annotation, biological process: negative regulation of transcription by RNA polymerase II; regulation of DNA repair; replication-born double-strand break repair via sister chromatid exchange. NCBI's taxonomy places the organism in Eukaryota, Fungi, Ascomycota, Eurotiomycetes, Eurotiales, Aspergillaceae. The record is from RefSeq and is a predicted model, not a curated record. The transcript is spliced from 2 exons. Gene Ontology annotation, cellular component: mating-type region heterochromatin. Gene Ontology annotation, molecular function: histone deacetylase activity, NAD-dependent; NAD+ binding.
AUGGGGGAAUUCAAUUUAGAUUUUUCAUCUGAUUCGGAGUUGAGCUCCGUGCCCCCAUCACCAACAUUAGCAGCGCAGUCAUCACCAGAGCCAGCAGAGCGGUACCCAACGCCUUCAUCCCAAGAGGGAGCUGAGCCUGCUGAGGGUUCUGCACGCCAAGCCCGUCCCGCAAAGAGGAGACGCAACCCCCUACCAAAGGAACGGACUACUCAAUAUCUCGAUCUAUCCAAAUCUCUCUAUGAACAGAAUGGUCAACACCAUUUGCUUGUUCAAACUCUGCGUCAUCAAAAAGAUAUUGUCGUCAUCGCUGGCGCUGGCAUUUCCACGGCUGCGGGUAUUCCGGACUUCCGCUCCACGGACGGUCUCUUCAAAUCAUUGCAAAAAAAGCACAACCUGAAAGCUUCCGGCAAGCUUCUCUUCGAUGCUGCCGUCUAUCAGGAUGACGCAUUGACCGCCCCUUUCCAUGAAAUGGUCCGGUCGCUGUCGGAGGAGGUUGCCAAUAUCAAACCCACCGCCUUCCACCAAAUGCUCGCCCGAUUAGGUAUCGAGUCUCGCCUGAAGCGACUUUACACCCAAAAUAUCGAUGGCAUUGAAACCUCUAUGGAACCACUGGCAACUGAGGUCCCGCUUAAUGUCAAGGGUAGUUGGCCGGUCACUAUUCAACUGCACGGCAGUAUCGAGAAGAUGGUAUGCCAGAAGUGUUGCUACCUCGACAACUUCAAACCCGAUAUGUUCAUGGAAGCCGAUCCGCCCGCUUGCACAGAGUGCGCUGAGUACGACAAAAUUCGCCAAAUCGGCGGUCAACGGAGUCAUGGAAUCGGCCGCAUGCGCCCGCGCAUCGUCCUGUACAACGAGCACAACCCCGACGAGGAGGCAAUCACUUCCGUGAUGAACGCCGAUAUCAAGUCCCGCCCUCGUGUCCUGAUUGUCGCGGGUACCAGCUUGAAGAUUCCCGGGGUCCGCCGACUCGUCAAGAGCUUGUGCACAAUGAUCCGCAGUCGCAAGGAUGGUGUCACGAUGUUCAUCAACAAUGAACCACCAAGCGGCAAAGAAUUCGAUAACUGCUUUGACUUGAUCAUCAAGGGCUCAUGCGAUGAAGUUGCACGUCAGGUGAACCUGAAAUCAUGGGAGUCAGGGGACAUUACCCCAUGCGUGUAUGAAUCCUCGCCCGAGCCCAUUUCUCACGGCUUCAGUUCCACGGACGUUUCCGUCGUUGUCACGCCGAAAAAGAGACCUCGUGCAGAUACUGGUCUUGUCACACCUUCUUCCAGCCAUGACGAGAAGCCUAUGAAAAAGCCGGCCACCAAAGCUACGAAAAUCAAGAUCGAAAACCCAGCAAGCAAUGGGCGAUCCAUCCAAGAUAUUAUCAAGAAAGAAAAGCCUGCUGCUCGCAAGCCUACCUCCAAGUUCAUCACCAAGCCCGCCCCCAAUCCUCGUCCCAAGAAGCCCACAACAACUGCUGCCUCGAAAAAGCGCGGCGUGCCCGCCGUCCCGGUCAACAAAAUCAGCUCGUACAGCCGUGUUACCAAAACCUCUCAAUCCGCUGGCAAGUUGGUCACAAAGGCCGACGGCAAACCUAUGCAACCGGUCCCAGCGGGCGCCUCGAGGAACAACGGUCCUCUGCCAAAAACAGAGCAACCCGAGAAAGCAGACAUGCUCAACCCAGAGUCUCUUCCUCGGCCAGUGGCUUCCUCGUGA